This is a messenger RNA of Cicer arietinum (chickpea), 1492 nucleotides long. RefSeq names its product basic leucine zipper 23-like. The record is from RefSeq and is a predicted model, not a curated record. NCBI's taxonomy places the organism in Eukaryota, Viridiplantae, Streptophyta, Magnoliopsida, Fabales, Fabaceae. Gene Ontology annotation, biological process: regulation of transcription by RNA polymerase II; DNA-templated transcription. Gene Ontology annotation, molecular function: DNA-binding transcription factor activity, RNA polymerase II-specific; RNA polymerase II cis-regulatory region sequence-specific DNA binding.
AAUCUUUCGGCGUGUUUAUGUGACUGUGGAUCCAAAGUACUGGGUCCUACGGAAAUUAUCAAUCUUUCUUGACAAGGUGUUUCAUGAAACACGUAUAAAUUGCAAACGAUUGAGGAGGAGAUAGAUAGCAACAAAAAAAAAAGUUGGAAUCUGUCAACUUAUCGCUUCCUUCUGGUUUAGCGGUUUGGUAGUUUCGGUGUGUUGAUUUAGGGAUUUGAUUCCAAAUGGAAGACGGUGAGCUUGAUUUCUCGAACCAUGAAGUGUUUUCGAGUCCAAACAUGGGUGAAUUUCCAAGUAGUGGUUCAAUGGACAGUUUCUUUGAUGAACUCUUGAAAGACUCACACGCUUGCACUCACACUCACACGUGUAACCCACCUGGUCCUGAUUCUUCACACACUCACACGUGUUAUCAUGUUCACACCAAAAUUGUGCCUGCACCUGAGGAAGAUCAGAUUGGUACUGAUGAUACUGCUGAGUCUGCUGAAAAGAAGUCUAAAAAACGUCCGACGGGUAAUAAGGAAGCGGUUAGGAAGUACCGUGAGAAGAAGAAAGCUAGGGCUGCAUCGUUGGAAGAAGAGGUUAUGAAAUUGAGGGCUUUGAAUCAGCAUUUGAUGAGGAAGUUGCAGGGUCAGGCUGCUUUGGAGGCUGAAGUUGCUAGGUUGAAGUGUUUGUUGGUUGAUAUUAGGGGAAGGAUUGAAGGAGAAAUCGGAUCGUUUCCAUAUCAGAAACCUACUAAUGCUAAUCCCGCGAUUCCGAACUUGCCUGGUUCUUAUGUGAUGAACCCUUGUAACGUGCAGUGUGAUGAUCGGGUCUAUUGCCUUCGUCCUGGAGCAGAUGGGAAUAUUGCAGAAGGGGUGUCGCCUAAUGGGGAAGGAUUUGACGGUUGUGAGUUUGAGAGUCUUCAGUGUCUUGCGGGCCAAAAUGUGGGGAUUAAGGAUCUUCAUGGUUGUGGAGUUGGACAGACAUUGUCUAAUGUCAACCCCACAGCAUCCAUUAAAAGAAAAGGAAAAUCUCGUGCAGCAAAAGCUGGUUGAAGAAUAAAUAAGCUUGUGGUUUUUCGUUGUUGCCAUGGACAUGGUAAUAUAUCACUUCCAAUAACUUAUUACCAGCUGCAGCAUCAACUAUUUAUCGAGUAACUUUUGAAAAUCGGUCUCUUUUUGACCUCUGCUGCGCUAUCAUGGUUUGGAUGGCUGUUCUACCAUGGAAGAUUAGUAGUUGAUAUGUGUUCCUUAUGCAGAAAUAGUAGUUGACGUGUAGUCAGCAUAGCUUAUUGCUGAGACAAAUUGGUGCUUUCCUAUGCAAUUAAGUUUCCUGGUGUUUUGCUUGUCCAUGAACUAGUUAAACUGGCAUGGUAAAUGUUUUUAUUCUAUUCAAUUUAAAAUGUGCUAAGCAUUUGAGUAGUUUUUUGCUUUGUUUAAUGAGAUGAUGGUUAAGUGGUGAUUCAAGUUUUGCUUGUGCAUGAUUCUAAGUUUGCAAAUUUUGCAUUUAUGGA